CUCCAGAGUAGCCCUGGUGCACCGCUACAAGAUUCAGUCACAGAGCAGGGUGACCUGGGCAAUGGCAUGGAGCUGCCUGGCUACCUCCCUGCACACCCACGCUGUGUUCAUUUUCCCCCUCAGUGUUCUGCACUGGUACUGGAGACCAGUGGUCCUCCCUGCCCAAGCCCCUGGGUCUCUUCGUGUGGCCUGGGAUGUGUUAGCCUGUCUCCUUCUCUUUGACCUGCAGUACUUUGUGUGGCACGUGCUGCACCACAAGGUGCCCUGGCUCUACAGGACUUUCCAUAAGGUGCACCACCGCUACACAGCCACCUUCGCCCUGACCACAGAGCACUCUGGGAUCUGGGAGACCCUGAGUCUGGGCUUGUUUGCUGCAGUGAACCCUAACCUGCUGGGCUGCCACCCGCUCACCAAGAUGUUCUUCUUCACCCUGAACAUUUGGCUGUCUGUGGAGGACCACUCAGGUUAUGACCUGCCCUGGGCCCCUCACAGACUGGUACCCUUUGGGCUCUAUGGCGGAUCUCCGCACCACGACCUCCACCAUCUCAAGUUCAUGGUCAACUACGCACCCUACUUCACACACUGGGACAGGCUGUUCGGCUCGCUGCUGCAUACAGACAAACCAGACACGUUUGAUGUAGAUGUGUUGGAUGCUUCAAAAAUAUGUGAUACAGCAUCAAGUGGUGUGACUGAUGUAAGCCAUGCACCAGUGUAUGAGACUACACAAAGCUGUGUGAAAGACUAUGAGGUACAGUUCAGAGGAAAAUGAGAAGGACCUUUUCUCUGACUGUUAUUUGGAUUUUUAUGAAUAAUGACUAAAUUAUGUAUACAUUUAACUUAGAACGAAAACUAAACAGAAUAGUACUAUGUCACUGUGUGAAUGUAUGAAUCUUAUCUUUGUUUUUUUUAAUUGCAAAACUGUGAAGAAAAAAAUGGAGAAUCAUGUGACCAAUGGACUAUUACUGUAGCUGCUUCAAUACAAUGAAUGUAUGUAUAUGAGUGUAUAUGAGUGUAUAUAUGGGUGAUUCUGCAACUUUGGCCACUUUGGCCGUGCAAACUUUCAGAAAGUAAAACUUAUUCAAACACCAUUUUACCAGUAUUGUACUUGUCUUUGAUUUGUCUAGAAACUAUAUCUGAUAAUGGCUACGGUCGUACUAUUCAGGAAUGUAUAUAUAUUUGUUCCUUUUCCCAGACAGCCAUAGACAAAUGUCAUUUCCAUCACGUCAUUAAACAUCCAUUUUUGUUGAAAAUCUAAAUAUCAUACAAUUGAUUUAUGACGGAGUUCUUAUACAUUUGUGCAUGAACUUGUAUUGAAUAUUAUUUUAAGUGAUUUUUAAGGUUUCACGAUGCCUGAAUGUAUAAACUUGCCUUGCUGACAGCUGAAAACAUUUAUUUAUCAUGAAAAAUAAGAUAUUUCCACCCAACCUUUUUGUGAGAUUAUGAUAACAACCGUAUGAUUUCCACAUCUAAAACAAAUUAAAUGUAUGUAAAUUAAACAUAAUAUACUAAUUUACCUCAAAAAUAUGGGUUGUGAUGGAAAUGACAAGGUGUGGUGGAAAUGACUUCUAUGUUAAAAAUCAACAACAUAUGAAAACAAAGUGAACUGCCUGGAUUUCACUGGUGUAUUUACACAGGUACUGUAGUUCUCUGCAAAGUUAAUAUGCACAAUGAUCUCCUCUUUCUCCGGAUUCUCUAUUAAUUCUCUCAGUUUGGAGUGUUGGUGCUGAAUGUCGUACACGUGUUUCCCCAACUUCUCUUUCAAUCUGUUGGAGAAGUCCUCCAAUAGAAUCUGCAGUGUGCCACAUACCUUUUAUUUUACUGUCAAAUGUACAGUGAACUUCUCCAUGUUUCCCUCUUUGUUUUUCUUCUCUCUCUCUUCAGCUUUGUUUUUCCACUCAAACCACUAUGUCUGCUCACCAGCAUCAAAGUCAGAUAUUUUAAGCUCUUUGGCUUGGCAAAGAGAGCACUCUCUAUACAUGCACUCUGUCUUCAGGUUCUCACAACCCCAAAAUGAUGUCUUUUGCAGAAUUCACAGUAGGAAAUUUGAAUUUCUGAAUAUUCCCUCUUAAAUUUCUGAUAAAGGUUCUGAAUUGUGCCAUUCAAGAAGCGCUUCUGCUUUUUCUUCUUGUUCCUCAUUAGUGUGUCCUUUUUCCCUGUUGUUGCUCUGCUGUUGUCAUCACGUUCAUAGAAUCUUGUGAUUUUCUCUUCUGUGGCUGUGCUAAUUCGGCUACACAAAUUUUUCCUGGAGUAUUGAAGACUUGACGGCCUGUUUUCAUUGGCCCUCAUUGCUUUGAUGAAAAGGAAAAUUCUCUGUUUGCGGCUUUGAGCAGGCCAUACGUUCUCAGGAUGUCUGAGCAUUUUUGAAGCCCCUUGUUUGACCUUGGCACUGCAAUGUCUUUUAUACUUUUGUUUUAACUCUGCAAUGAUGGCAUUUUGAAACAAUACAAUCCUUCUCAAGUUCUUCAGAGUUCCCUUCAUUUGCGGUUUUGUCUUUGUCUUUGGGGAAUCUUGUCUCUCCAUUUUGUUCAUCAGUCGAUCAUACCUUUUUUUGUAUUUCUCAGCUUUCCAUAAAGCAUUAUCAAGUUUGACAUUUGUCAUAAUAAGAUCUCUGUAUGCUCUGUAUGCAUACUCACAAUAAAUAUUGAUAUAGAUUUUA
Oncorhynchus nerka (sockeye salmon) is the source of this 2656-nucleotide messenger RNA. RefSeq names its product cholesterol 25-hydroxylase-like protein. The transcript has a single exon. Gene Ontology annotation, cellular component: endoplasmic reticulum membrane. The record is from RefSeq and is a predicted model, not a curated record. Lineage: Eukaryota; Metazoa; Chordata; Actinopteri; Salmoniformes; Salmonidae. Bases 62 to 769 code for a protein of 235 amino acids. Gene Ontology annotation, molecular function: C-4 methylsterol oxidase activity; iron ion binding; steroid hydroxylase activity. Gene Ontology annotation, biological process: cholesterol metabolic process; sterol biosynthetic process.